AUGACCGAGUUCGCCUACAAACAUGUUUUGCUUAUUGGAGCUACCUCCGGCAUUGGACAGGCCAUGGCCGUCAAAAUGCUCCAGCAUGGUAUUCAAGUGACUGCCGUGGGCCGACGCCAGGAGAGGUUAGAUGAACUGGUACAAGAAUAUGGCACCGAUAAAGCCCAUGGUGUGGCCUUUGACAUCAGCAAGCUUGAAGCUAUUCCCAAAUUUGUGGCGCAGAUAACCAGUCAAUAUCCCGAUAUUGACUGCGUGUUCAUCAAUGCCGGCCUCCAACGGGCUACCGAUUUCACAUCCCCCCAGACCGUCGACUUGGAUGUCUUCAAUUCAAUCAUGCAUGUCAACUACACGGCUGCAGUGACUCUGGCAACGGCCUUCCUCCCUUACCUAUCGGGCAAGACGACUGCGACAAGCUUGGUCUUCACCCAGUCCAACCUUGCCAUCGUACCUGCAGCCCCCUUGAUUGGUUAUUGCGCAUCCAAGGCUGCUUUGAAUACAUUUGCCAUGUGUAUGCGGGCUCAACUCCAAAAGGCCAAGUCCAAUGUCAACGUGAUCGAAGUCUUUCCACCGGCUGUUCAAACGGAACUUCACGAUUACAUGGGAGCUGAAAAGGGUCGCCAAAUGGGAAUGCCUUUGCAGGAGUUCACGGACAAAGCCUGGGAAGGGCUCGUCAAAGGUGAUGAUGAGGUUUAUGUCGGCUGCAUACCCCCGGCAGAACGCUUUUUCAGUAUUGCUCGACAGCGUCGUACUGCCUGUGAAGACUUUUCUAAAAGAGUAUGA
Penicillium pulvis is the source of this 780-nucleotide messenger RNA. Its product is annotated as oxidoreductase, short-chain dehydrogenase/reductase family. The transcript is spliced from 4 exons. NCBI's taxonomy places the organism in Eukaryota, Fungi, Ascomycota, Eurotiomycetes, Eurotiales, Aspergillaceae. The record is from RefSeq and is a predicted model, not a curated record. Gene Ontology annotation, molecular function: oxidoreductase activity. The coding region runs from base 1 to 780 and encodes 259 amino acids.